AUGCUGUCAUCGAAAAAGCUCGAAGGGGCGUGGCGACCUACAGUAACCGAAAUCGACGCACCGCCCGUCCUGAGUGCUCGGCAUUCGAUAUUUCAUAAAUUACCCUAUUUUAUUUCGAAUCCAUCGUUGAAAAAGGCGUUUUUUGAUGAAAAAUUAUGCGACGACGAUCGUUUAUUCAAACUUGGUUUCCGCAUUUAUCAGAAUUACAUCGAAGCCGGUUUGCCGUUACAAAUCCAAUGUGCCACGUGUCAAAAUUAUGCUUCUGGUCUCAGCACGUUCUUCUAUGUUUUGCCAGAAAGAGAUUUCGCUCAAGAGUUCGGCAAUUUGUUCAUUGAACGACGUGUUCUCAAUUCGAAUCCAUUCUACUGCGAUUCGGCUGACUGCGAGCAAAAUCCUCGGGUCACAUCGCUUCUCGCAUAUUUCGCUACAAUAACAAACGAAUUACUAGCACACAAAAUUGUUGGCACCGAGAAAUUGUCGAGAUGGUCCGGCGAACAGACGUCGACCGAAAUGGAUCGGAAACUACAAGGAACUCCGAAUGGAGAGCUAUACAUUGAUGUUCCGUGGAAGGAAUAUUUCAAUGCAAUGGAUGCGAAAGAUCAGCAUCUUUUCACAUUGUUCGGCGUCCAGGGUCUUACAACGACGUGCGCUUUUGAGCUUGAUGGCGAAGUUGUGGGCUCGAAUGUAUUUGUGAACACUGAUCCCGUUGGAGCGGUUAAGAAUUUGGAGAACAAAGUUCGAACGACUGACGUGUUCACUUAUGCAGAUUAUGAGAGCUUGGUUGUUCGGAAGGAUUCGCUGAAAAACGAGGAAAUGAACCUGGAGAUUUUCAUUUCGUGGUCCGAUUAUUCGUGUUGUUCCGCUUGCUGUUGUCCAGUAAGCAUUUGUGGGUACGAAUUCCAAACUGCGGCGACAUGCGAUAAGGUUUUUUCGUCGAAAUCCCGAAAAGGGUAUUUAUCAAUUCGAAAAAUUGUUCAGAAUAAGCCGAUCAAAACCAAGUCAUUCUCGCAAACUCUUGACAAAAUUCUGAAUCUUCCGCCUUACAAAAGCGAAGGUGUCGCCGUUUUCUCGUCCCUACUGCAAAAAACAAGACUCAUAAAUGAUUUCAUCGCGACAAACUCGCCGAAUAAUAAAUACUCAUUUCGUAGUGGAGUUUUCAUCGAAUCGGUUUCUUGUAAAUCCGACGAACAAAAAUUGGAUUGCACGAAAUGGGCAAAAUGUCAUGGAAUUGAGCUAGAUGGUAUCAUUGAAGAAAACGCUGAUGAAGGAAUCGAUUCGUGUACCCAAAUUCAAUUCAUCGAUGUUCUUGUCGGAUUCCAGAGUUUGCGAUUCGGAGCAAGGAAAGGAGAUAAACUGCGUAUUCGGAUGGAUCCCGAAGCGCACAAUCCGAACACAAAAUUCGUAUGGAAGGUCAAUAUGCGCAAUCCAAAGAAAUACGAUCAAACAAAGCAUUGUGAGAUUCAAGGAAUCAUUCAAAGGAAUAAUGAGAUACUUGUGAUUGGAUUGAAAGAUUUAGACCUGAGGGUCGAUUUGAUUCUGAAUGAUAAAAAGAAAAUUAGGAUUCGAUUUUACGAUAUCUCGUAA
Molecule: messenger RNA, 1584 nt
Organism: Caenorhabditis bovis
Lineage: Eukaryota; Metazoa; Nematoda; Chromadorea; Rhabditida; Rhabditidae
Source: the annotation of a GenBank genome assembly